This is a messenger RNA of Hypoxylon trugodes, 1143 nucleotides long. Its product is annotated as hydrolase. NCBI's taxonomy places the organism in Eukaryota, Fungi, Ascomycota, Sordariomycetes, Xylariales, Hypoxylaceae. The transcript has a single exon. The record is from RefSeq and is a predicted model, not a curated record. Gene Ontology annotation, molecular function: hydrolase activity, acting on ester bonds. The coding region runs from base 1 to 1143 and encodes 380 amino acids.
AUGGCGUCAAUAGCAAGCAUUUCAGAUAUGAAAGCACGUGCCCUAACCGUUAUGUCCACACGAUCCCAAGACCAAGGUCUCGUGUCCGAUGUGGCCUCACGACAAGGCUUGAAACCUGAUGACGAGGCUUUAUCACACGCUUCUGAUCAGGGACGCUUAGUUCCUUCGUUUGGUUGGCAUCCAUGGUUUUCUUACCAACUUUAUGAUGACCUCUCUUCUAACCCAACAUAUGAUGGGACGUCAUCUGGAAAAAUAUCGCAUUAUGAUCACAUAUUAGCCCCAUCACCUUCGUCGAAAGAUGUAUCAUUCAGUGAGGGUCUUCCGGAUCCACGACCCCUCUCUCAAUUUCUGCGCGAGACCAAAUCGCGUCUAGAGAAGCACCCACUGGCUCUUGUUGGUGAGGUUGGCUUGGAUAAAGCAUUUCGGCUUCCGCAAAGUUGGACCUCGGCUUAUGAAGCUCGACGUGAUGAAGGACUUACCCCUGGUGGACGAGAAGGUAGACUCCUGAGCCCCCACCGGGUGCAAAUAACACAUCAGGUUGCAAUACUUCAAGCCCAACUGCGACUUGCAGGAGAGAUGCAACGCGCGGUUAGUGUUCACGGAGUUCAAGCUCACGGCGUGUUAUAUGACACCUUAGCCGGGUUAUGGAAAGGAUAUGAAAAAGAAGUAACCUCAAGAAGAGAUCAGAAACGAGUUGCUGCGGGAGCAGAGGAUUUCUCGGAUUCAUCCGAAGACGAAAUCGAAGAUGGGAGCGGACCCAAAUCUACCAAUAAACGGAAACCGAAUUUAGAUCCCGACAAGCUGGGACCGAAGCCCUAUCCUCCACGGAUCUGCUUGCAUUCCUUUAGUGGACCCGCUGAGGUUGCCAAACAAUAUCUUCAUCCCUCUGUACCGGCGAAAGUCUUCUUCUCGUUUUCGAUUGUAAUAAACUGGAGUACGGGAGGUGGCGAUAAGGCCGAGGAGACAAUUCGUAUUGUACCGGACGAUCGCAUCUUGGUCGAGAGUGACCUUCAUACAGCAGGUGAAUCGAUGGAUCAAUAUCUUGAAGAAAUAUGCAGGAAAAUCUGCAAGAUUAAGGGAUGGGAUUUGCGUGAAGGACUUGAGAAAUUGGGUAGGAAUUGGAGGGAGUUUAUAUUCGGCUAG